Molecule: messenger RNA, 2216 nt
Organism: Empidonax traillii (willow flycatcher)
Lineage: Eukaryota; Metazoa; Chordata; Aves; Passeriformes; Tyrannidae
Gene: DRAM1
Product: DNA damage regulated autophagy modulator 1
Exons: 7
Coding region: 185-928 (247 amino acids)
Biological process (GO): regulation of autophagy
Cellular component (GO): lysosome
Source: RefSeq, a predicted model, not a curated record
GAAAGUGAAGGGAAGUCGUGGGGCGGUGGGAGAUCCCCGAGGCCGCGGGAGGCGGCAGCGCCGCUGCCUGGAGGGGAGAAACACGUGUGAGUGCUCGUGUGUGCGUCCCCCAGGUCCUCGGUCACGGUCCGUGCCUUCAGGGCGCCGCCACCGAGCCCGUCCGGGCGCUGCCGCCCCGCCGCUGAUGCUGCGGGCAGGGCCGUCGCCGGCGAUGCUGUGCGGCAUGCCCGGCGUGGCUUUCGUCCCCGCUUUGCUCGUCAGCUGGUCCUCGGCCGCCUUCAUCAUCUCCUAUGCGAUCGCCGUGCUGGAGGGGCACGUGGAGCCCCUCGUCCCUUACAUCAGUGACACUGGAACAAAACCUCCAGAGAGUGGUGUCUUUGGUUUUAUGAUUAAUAUUUCCGCUCUUUUAGGUGUAAUUACGAUGUACAUCAGAUAUUUAUUAAUAGAGAAGCAAAAUGAGUCAUCGCACUUUGUUAGGUCUUCAUGCAACAUGUUUUCAUUAUGUAUUGGAUUGAUGGGCUGUACUGGAAUGGGCAUAGUUGCAACUUUUCAGGAGCUGGCUGUUCCCAGUGUCCAUGACGUAGGAGCUUUGGUGGCAUUUGGCUCGGGUGUUGUAUACAUUACACUUCAGUCUGUAAUCUCCUACAAGUCCUGCCCAAAAUGGAACACUUACUUUGUGUGUCACAUAAGGAUGGCCAUAUCUGCAAUAUCAUGCAUUGCUUUCGUUCCCAUGAUUGUGUUUGCUUCUCAAGUUUCCAUGACAAAAAUUGAUUGGACUCCAGGUGAAAAGGAUUAUACUUAUCAUUUUAUGAGUGCAAUCUGUGAAUGGACGGUGGCCUUUGGUUUUAUCUUCUUCUUUUUAACGUUCAUUAGAGAUUUUCAGAGAUUUUCUGUAAGGAUAUCAGCAGAAAUACAUGAAGACUCCUGAUAUGAAAAAGAAUAUUUUGUAUCUUGAAAAUUCUAGGUUUCUUUUUACUCAUAGAAAAUGUUGCAGAGGGACAGGGAUUGAUAAAUUGCAUUAAGAAACCAUGCCAUUAACUGUGCAACAUCUACAACAACAUCCUCUAAAAGAUGUUAAAAACACACAGCAACGUUCCUGCUGCCUUUUUGUAAUAUUUUGUAAUUUUUAUACGGUUUGUUAUAUUAAAAAUACUGUAAUAGAAGCAACCUCUAGAAGCACUGCAAAGUCAUUCAAGAACUUGAUCUCCUCAGAUCUUCCCUUUUGGGCAUGUCCAUACUUUAUAAUGUGCUGUAGUCUAGUUAAUAACAUCAGUUUAAAACUUGAGAAAGUACAUUUUGCUAACAGGAAAAUCUGAAGGCAAUGGAGAUCACUAAGGCUGAAUUCCUACUCUGUUAAGUUGAAAGGGCUAUGGAAGAUGUUGAGAGCAUCUUUGUUCAAGACUAGAAAUUUAGCACUAUGCUGCAUGUUUCUGGUACUGGGCAUUGUAAACAAAUACAAGUGCUAGGACAAGUUUAAACUAAAUUGCUUGAAAAGGUGUUUUCUAAUCAUCACUGCAAUAUAUAAAAAUCUGCCCCGUUUUCCCUUUUAUGCACAGCUGGCCAUAGGAAACUUUAAACUAAAGUGAGAGUAGAAAGUCAAUUUACAUUUAUGCAUUCCAUAGCAAAGAGAAAUCUUACUGCAAUUUGGUUAACACAAAGCAGAAGUUUCCAGCCUGUGUUUUAACCUACAAUGAUGGAAUGAAGAAGGUCUCCUAAAAGUCUUUGGAAACGCAUGGAAAACAAGUAGUUUUCAGGUUUUUGGUCAUAUGUAUAUGAGUAUUAUAUACAUAAAACUGAAGGAAAAAAAAACAACCCGGGAGCAUCUGUAGUGAAGAUAUGGCGUAUUUGCUGCUAUAGACACAUUUCUGUAAUGAAAAACUGGGAAAGGAGUUAAUUGUGGGGUCAGAUGUUACAGGUAUCUGCAGGCAAAAACGUUCUUUUGUGGACUGAUCUGCUACCUCCAUUCAGUGCAUUAGCCACUUGACUGUCAAUUAAGUUCUUGAAAAUUACAUUUGCCAUGCUCUGUCACAGUUUAUGCAGAAAUAUUGAUGAUUUUCAGUUGCUAAUUUUCCACAAAGUAAAAGUAAUGUGUGUUUUGGACAGGGAUGUCUUAAGAUUAGUCAUCUGUUGAUAUUUCCUUUAAUAUGUAUUUUAAACUGUAUUAAAUUCAGCUGCUUCACAACAUAAAGAGUUGAUGUUUUCUUUAUAAGUUCUUC